UGCCCCACUCUUCGCGUCCGUCUGUUAGGAAAAAAAAAAAAGAAGCCACCAAGAGCAACUCCGCCCAGCAAGAUAGCGCAACACAAUCGCGACCAUGAGUAGGAAACGGUCUACAGAAACCAACAGCGCACCAGAGGCUAUGGAGGACAGGUCCAGCAAGAAGAGAAAGCUCCGGGAGGCCACCAGCGCCAAGGCUGCUCCGGCCGACGAUGUCCCCAUGAAGAAAUCCAAAAAGUCCAAAAAGUCCAAGGCGGCCGAGCCCGUCGUCGAGGCGCCGCCGCCUGUGGAGGAGCUCGAGGCCAGCGAGGGGCAGGACGGCGAGGCAGAAUGGAGCGACGACGACAGCGCCGCAGGCGAUGACAGCCCUGCCGACGAUGCGCCCGCGGACGCAGACGGCGACGGCGACGGCGACGGCGACGAGGAGCUCCCGGACGCCGACGACGUGCAGCCCAGCGGCCUGUCGCUCCCCGAGGCGUCCGACGCCACGGCCGCGCAGGCCUUUGACGAGCUCGGCCUGUCGGAGAACACGAUGAAGGCGAUCAAGGAGAUGGGCUUCGACAAGAUGACGGAGAUCCAGAGGCGGGGCAUCCCGCCGCUGCUGGCGGGCAAGGACGUGCUCGGCGCGGCCAAGACGGGGUCCGGCAAGACGCUGGCCUUCCUGAUCCCCGCCGUCGAGAUGCUGCGGUCGCUCAAGUUCAAGCCCCGCAACGGCACGGGCGUCAUCGUGGUGUCGCCCACGCGCGAGCUGGCGCUGCAGAUCUUCGGCGUCGCGCGCAACCUGAUGCAGUUCCACUCCCAGACGUACGGCAUCUGCAUCGGCGGCGCCAACCGCCGCGCCGAGGUCGAGAAGCUGUCCAAGGGCGUGAACCUGCUCAUCGCCACCCCGGGCCGCCUGCUGGAUCACCUGCAGAACACGCCCUUUGUGUUCAAGAACCUGAGGUCCCUGGUCAUCGACGAGGCCGACCGGAUCCUCGAGAUCGGUUUCGAGGACGAGAUGCGCCAGAUCAUCAAGAUCCUGCCCAAGGAGCGCCAGUCGAUGCUCUUCUCGGCCACCCAGACAACAAAGGUCGAGGACCUAGCCCGCGUCUCGCUACGCCCGGGCCCCCUCUACCUCAACGUGGACGAGGAGAAGCAGUUCAGUACGGUCGAGGGUGUCGAGCAGGGAUACAUUGUCUGCGAGGCCGACAAGCGCUUCCUCCUACUGUUCUCCUUCCUCAAAAAGAUGCACAAGAAGAAGAUCAUCGUUUUCUUCAGCAGCUGCAACUCGGUCAAGUACUACGCCGAGCUGCUCAACUACAUCGACCUCCAAGUCCUCGACCUCCACGGCAAGCAAAAGCAGCAGAAGCGGACAAACACAUUCUUUGAGUUCUGCAACGCCGAGAGGGGCACGCUCAUUUGCACCGACGUUGCUGCUCGAGGGCUCGAUAUCCCCGCCGUAGACUGGAUCGUCCAGUUCGACCCCCCGGACGACCCGCGCGACUACAUCCACCGCGUGGGACGGACGGCGCGCGGGUCCAGCAAGAAGGGCUCCUCCCUCAUGUUCCUGCUGCCGAGCGAGGUCGGAUUCCUCACGUACCUCAAGCAGGCGCGCGUGCCGGUCGUCGAGUUCGAGUUCCCGACCAAGCACGUCUCCAACGUGCAGUCGCAGCUGGAGAAGCUGAUCGGCAAGAACUUCUACCUGCACCAGAGCGCCAAGGACGGCUUCCGGUCGUACCUGCACGCCUACGCCAGCCACAGCCUGCGCUCCGUCUUCGACAUCAACAAGCUCGACCUGGCAAAGGUGGCCAAGAGCUUCGGCUUCGCGACCCCGCCCCGGGUCGACAUCCAGCUCGGGGCCAGCAUGAGCCGCGACAAGAAGGCCCCGGCCGGCAGGCGCGCCUACGGCAGCCAGCCGAGGCAGAACGGCGCACAUAGCGGCAAGUUCAAGAGGCGUGGGGCAUGAUAGUGGGUGGGAGUUCGGGUAAGAUGUGUGUGCUUUCUUGUAGAGGAUGGCCUGCCUUGUUUUGAUGGUUAAAAGUUUUUUUUUUUUGGCGUAAUGAUGAUACCGACACAAUCGGCCACUUGAUAGCGGUGGUCGGCUCGAGGUUGAUGGGAUAUCAUGUUGCUUCGGUUUUUCGGCGAGACUACUUCUCAACAGCAGCCUUCCGCUUGUUCUACUAGCUUCAGCACCUGCAGCCUACCCCUUGAAAGCCCAAGAAAGUGAACAGUUCGCCUUGUGACAUGAAAUCUGG
This is a messenger RNA of Gaeumannomyces tritici R3-111a-1, 2231 nucleotides long. RefSeq names its product ATP-dependent RNA helicase HAS1. Gene Ontology annotation, molecular function: RNA helicase activity; nucleic acid binding; ATP binding. The transcript has 2 exons. Gene Ontology annotation, biological process: maturation of LSU-rRNA from tricistronic rRNA transcript (SSU-rRNA, 5.8S rRNA, LSU-rRNA). NCBI's taxonomy places the organism in Eukaryota, Fungi, Ascomycota, Sordariomycetes, Magnaporthales, Magnaporthaceae. The coding region runs from base 95 to 1942 and encodes 615 amino acids. Gene Ontology annotation, cellular component: nucleolus. The record is from RefSeq and is a predicted model, not a curated record.